GCUGCAAUUUUACGUAUCCAACCGACUCCCAUCGACUCACCAUAAAACUCCAUGCCGAUGUCCAAAGCUCCCCCAAGCUAAUCUAUCCUCUGCGAUGAAGCUGAAGAGCUCAAACAGUGCUGGGAAGCCAAAGCUCCUCUUCCUCGGAUUCGUCGUCGCCGUGUUCCUCCUCUUUUUCCUCCUGCCAGCCAGCAACUCGUCCUCAUCCGUGGCGAAUCGAUCGCCGGCGUCAGGAGAUCAAAGGGAUGGAUGCGCGAAGAUCCCGCCUUCUCUGGCGCAUUCUAUCAUACACUACGCGACGUUGAACAUCACACCGCAGCAGACCCUGGAGGAAGUGUCCGUGACGGCGCGGGUGCUGCAGCGGAGGUCCCCCUGCAACUUUUUGGUCUUCGGCCUAGGCCACGACAGCCUGAUGUGGAGCGCGCUGAACCACGGGGGGCGCACCGUCUUCCUCGAGGAGGACGAGCAGUGGAUUGCGAGAGUGACCAAGAAGUUCCCGACUCUGGAGGCGUACCACGUCAGGUACGGCACGAAGGUGCGCGAGGCAGAGGAGCUGAUGGAGAAGGGGAAGUCCAGCGACUGCACGGGGGCGGUGGCGGAGGAGGCGGGAGGAGGCGCGUCGAGCAGGCCAUCAGGUUGCGAGCUGGCGCUGACUGAUUUGCCGAGCGCGUUCUACGAGGUGGAGUGGGACGUGAUCAUGGUGGACGCGCCGACGGGGUACGUGGCGGAUGCGCCCGGGAGGAUGGGGGCGAUAUAUACGGCGGGAAUGGUGGCGCGAGGGAGGAGCGCAGGCGGGACGACGGACGUGAUGGUCCAUGACGUGGACAGGUCGGUGGAGGACAGGUUCUCCAUGGCCUUCCUCUGCGUGGGGUACAUGAAGGAGGAGGUUGGGAAGCUGAGGCACUUCACCAUCCCCAGCCACAGAGGCAGCCCUGGAAUCAAAUUCUGCCCAUGAUUUCAAUCUUCAUGUCAAAUCGCUGUAUUUUCAAUAUUGUUUCCGAAAUUUUUUAGGCAAAUAUUUUUAAAAAAUAUGAAUAAUUUUACAUGCAA
Zingiber officinale is the source of this 1050-nucleotide messenger RNA. Its product is annotated as glucuronoxylan 4-O-methyltransferase 2-like. The transcript has a single exon. The coding region runs from base 95 to 955 and encodes 286 amino acids. Gene Ontology annotation, biological process: xylan biosynthetic process. NCBI's taxonomy places the organism in Eukaryota, Viridiplantae, Streptophyta, Magnoliopsida, Zingiberales, Zingiberaceae. The record is from RefSeq and is a predicted model, not a curated record.